Molecule: messenger RNA, 1704 nt
Organism: Carcharodon carcharias (great white shark)
Lineage: Eukaryota; Metazoa; Chordata; Chondrichthyes; Lamniformes; Lamnidae
Gene: gucy1b1
Product: guanylate cyclase 1 soluble subunit beta 1
Exons: 11
Coding region: 196-1704 (502 amino acids)
Biological process (GO): cGMP biosynthetic process; response to oxygen levels
Cellular component (GO): guanylate cyclase complex, soluble
Molecular function (GO): guanylate cyclase activity; heme binding
Source: RefSeq, a predicted model, not a curated record
UUCGUAAAUCACGCCUUGGAAUUAUUAAUCCAACGCAAUUAUGGACCUCUGGUGUGGGAAGAUAUCAAAAAAGAAGCACAGCUAGAUGUGGAAGGACAGUUUCUGGUACGGAUUAUAUAUGAUGACUCUAAAACAUAUGAUCUAAUCAGUGCAGCCAGCAAAGUCCUCAAAAUCAAUGCUGGUGAAAUUCUGCAGAUGUUUGGAAAGAUGUUUUUUGAAUUCUGCCAAGAAUCUGGCUAUGAUACAAUUCUUCGUGUUUUGGGCUCCAAUGUUCGAGAGUUUCUACAGAACCUAGAUGCUUUACAUGACCACCUGGCUACAAUCUACCCAGGGAUGCGUGCACCAUCAUUCCGAUGCACAGAUGCAGAUAAAGGGAAAGGUCUCCUUUUACAUUAUUAUUCAGAAAGGGAAGGCUUACAGGAUAUUGUAAUUGGAAUAAUUAAGACAGUUUCACAGCAGCUUCAUGGCACUGAAAUAGACAUGAAGGUGGUCCGGGAGAAGAGUGAAGAAUGUGAUCAUAUUCAAUUCUUGAUUGAGCAAAAAGGUUCAGAAGAAGAGGCUUUUUCCGAAGAUUUGGAUCGGUUUGAGGAGAAUAAUAUCCAAGAAUCCAGAAUUAGCCCAUACACUUUCUGCAAAGCAUUUCCUUUUCACAUUAUGUUUGAUAAAGAAUUUGUGGUGACACAGUGUGGGAAUGCAAUAUAUCGAGUACUGCCACAGCUUCAGCCUGGAAGUUGUAAUCUACUGUCAGUUUUCUCUUUGGUUCGACCACAUAUUGACUUUACUUUCCACGGAAUCCUUUCACACAUUAACACGGUUUUUGUGUUAAGAAGCAAGGAAGGUUGGCUGAGUGUUGAAAAGACAGAAUCUGAUGAUGAUCUGACUGGUGCUGAAAUCAACUGUUUACGUAUGAAAGGGCAGAUGAUCUACUUACCUGAAGCUGAUAAUAUACUUUUCUUGUGCUCUCCCAGUGUAAUGGACUUGGAUGAUCUGACCAGGAGAGGUCUUUAUCUCAGUGACAUCCCCCUACAUGAUGCUACGCGUGAUCUUGUUCUGCUAGGUGAGCAGUUCAGGGAAGAGUACAAACUCACACAGGAACUAGAAAUUUUGACUGAUCGGCUACAACAUACACUACGAGAAUUGGAAGAUGAAAAGAAAAAAACAGACAGAUUGCUGUAUUCAGUUCUUCCCCAUUCUGUUGCCAACGAGUUGAGACACAAACGUCCCAUUACUGCUAAACGAUAUGACAAUGUAACCAUCCUUUUCAGUGGAAUUGUUGGAUUUAACACAUUCUGCAGUAAACAUGCCUCAGCCGAGGGAGCUAUGAAAAUUGUCAACCUCCUCAAUGAUCUUUAUACAAGGUUUGACAUCCUCACAGAUUCACGCAAGAACCCUUAUGUGUAUAAGGUGGAGACAGUUGGGGAUAAGUACAUGACUGUGAGUGGCCUGCCAGAGCCAUGUGUCCAUCAUGCUCAUUCCAUAUGCCACCUUGCUUUGGACAUGGUGGAGAUCGCAGGGCAGGUGAAGAUUGAUGGAGAACCUGUUCAGAUCACUAUAGGUAUUCACACUGGGGAAGUGGUCACUGGAGUAAUUGGUCAGAGAAUGCCACGCUAUUGCUUGUUUGGAAAUACUGUUAAUCUAACGAGCAGGACAGAAACCACUGGAGAAAAAGGGAAAAUCAAUAUCUCGGAGUAUACAUAUAGGUGA